Molecule: messenger RNA, 5858 nt
Organism: Toxorhynchites rutilus septentrionalis
Lineage: Eukaryota; Metazoa; Arthropoda; Insecta; Diptera; Culicidae
Gene: Iml1
Product: GATOR complex protein Iml1
Exons: 13
Coding region: 357-4997 (1546 amino acids)
Biological process (GO): positive regulation of autophagy; cellular response to amino acid starvation; negative regulation of TORC1 signaling
Cellular component (GO): lysosomal membrane; GATOR1 complex
Molecular function (GO): GTPase activator activity
Source: RefSeq, a predicted model, not a curated record
ACACAAAAAAGCAAAUGAAGGAAAACAAAUCCAUUCAAUGUGUCAAGUGUUGCUUUCGUUGCUUUAUCUUCUGAAAGUGUCUUAAACGACUGAAUUAUAUGUGAUUUAUGUUUUGUUCGAGUUUGUGUUCCAUUCCAAGAAUUUGUUAUUAAUGUAUUCGAUGAAAUGCAUAGUUUAAUGUUGGUGCAGCAGAGUUAAAUGCGGAUAAUAACGUUAUGGUUUGCCACUGCGUAUUGCGAUAAUGGAGUAGAGAUAAGAAGUAUUUGUUAAGGGACAUCAUUGUGGUGGAGUUGCGGAGUUUUUCUAUAAAUAGGUCACAUUUCAAUUGAUGAAUUGAGCCGCAUUUCGAAAUCAAAAUGAAGAGGUUGUUUAAAAUAAUUACCCAUACGAGGAGUUUCCACACUGAGGAUCUCCUAUUGAAUCCGAAGGAACAUCCGGAUCUCGGAUUGAAGGACAUUGUGGAAAUAUAUCAUCCGGAAGAUGAUGGCGUUCGAUUGCUGCUACAGGUGACAUGCCUCACGGAAGAUGUGAUGAGUCGAGAGACGGUCAGCGUUGAGGCGAAUAUAGCGGUCGCAUUUAAUCUGAAACCGUACAAGGAUGUAUUCAUGCGGAAAGUGGAUCCAAGCGAGGUGGCACUCGACUCGGUGGAAAUCACCUUUAAGGACCAAUAUAUGGGUCGGUCCGAGAUGUGGCGACUGAAGACGUGUCUAACCAACACUUGUGUGUAUUCAAACAAGAAGAUCGAGUACUGUGAGGGAUGUAUCCGAUGCCAGGUGUACGAAAUGUGGUCCCAAGGUGAUCGAGUUGCAUGCGGAGUGAUUACAGAGGACACAAAAGUCGUGUUCAGGAGUAACACUUCGAUGGUGUAUCUGUUCAUUCAGAUGUCUUCGGAAAUGUGGGAUUUCGAUAUUCACGGGGAUUUGUAUUUUGAGAAAGCGGUGAAUGGAUUUUUAUCUGAUUUGUACACAAAGUGGAAGAAGUUGGGAAGCAACCAUGAAGUAACUAUCGUUAUGUUCUCGAGAACAUUUUAUGCUGCUAAAAGCCUCGAAGAGUUUCCUCUGCAUAUGCGCGAGUGUCUUCAGAUUGAUUAUAAAGGUCGAUACUAUGAGGAUUUCUAUCGUGUAGCAAUUCAAAAUGAACGAUGCGAUGAUUGGAGUUCCACGCUGGUGCAACUACGACGUCUUUUCACGGGAUAUCGCGACGUUGUGCUUAAAUAUCACGUGCGACCGGAUUCGGAUAUCAAAAUACCACCGGCAACAAACUCGACGGCUGCACAGGGAAAUUUCCUGGAAAUCUUGAACAUUUCAUUGAAUGUGUUCGAGAAACAUUAUUUGGAUAGAAGUUUCGACCGAACUGGGCAGCUAUCGGUCGUUAUCACACCGGGGGUAGGUGUUUUCGAGGUUGACCGUGAGCUUACAAACAUAACAAAACAACGUAUCAUAGAUAAUGGAGUCGGUAGUGAUUUAGUUUGCGUGGGAGAGCAGCCGCUCCAUGCGGUUCCGCUGUUGAAAUUCCAUAAUAAGGAUUCGCUUACAUCGAUAGAUGAUUACUCUAUGCCUCACUGGAUCAAUCUCAGCUUCUAUUCCACUGAUAAGAAAGUGGCUUACUCAACUUUUAUUCCGCGGAUAAAACCACCACCAAUUGCAUCGGAAGGCUCAUUGCGCGAAUCAUCGGACUCGUUCAAACUGAAGCUUCCCAAAAAGGAAAACAAAAAUGAAUACAUCCACAACUGUCUUUUUGAUUACGAUGCCUAUGAUGAUCAGAUAUUCCAGAUGCCAGCGGCUCACGGUACUUGCUCUCUGCAACGAGUAACGCGCACUAAGAAAACUUCCGUCCCUAGCUUGGACGGUUACGGAACGUAUGGCAACAGUCGAGAGUGGGACAGCCUUUCGUCGCCUUCGAACUUUCAGAGGAAAAUGUCGGAUCCAGAUAUUCAUCACUUCACUAAUAAUAGCAUAAAUAUUAGUUUGAAUUCGUACAAUAGCUCACCGAGUGCCUUUCACAAAAGUAUGGAGAAGUCCAGCGGGCGUGAUUUUGGAACGCCGAAUGGACCAGUGGUUAGAACCGGAAGGGCACUGAUCAACCCGUUUGAUCCAUCCCAUGUGACAAUCAAGUUGACAUCCAACAGAAGACGGUGGACACAUAUUUUUCCGAAGGGACCGCAGGGUGUGUUAAUCCAGCAGCAUCAUUAUCAAGCCGUUCCUGCUACCAACAGAACAUCGAAUUAUGCUGCCUUCGAUUUGGAUAGUGAGUAUGCUCAUACAUCGACAUGUACAUGGGGCCGAGGAAGAUACGGAAGUAACGCUUCAUUCGAAAGCAGACUGAAUAGUGAGGACUUGAAUUACGAUGCGGAGAAUAAAGCGAAAUGCAAAAAAUCUGGUCUGCUACAUUCGGCUGCCGGACCAACCGUGACUGUUACUCCUUCUAAGAGCCUCACAUUGCUGUGGGGUGUAACCGGCGAACAAGAGUGGACUCCGUCGCUUACCACAGCUGGACGAGUGAUUAUAGGCGUCGAUUGGAAGUCACUCACCAUUCCGGCGUGCCUACCAAUCACGACAGAUUAUUUCCCGGACAAACGAUCGCUGCACAACGAUUACGUCGUCUCGGACUACACAAUGUUACCCGACGAUGUUAAUGCCGAGUUUGCACAGAAUCGUGCUGUCUACAAGAAACCAUUAUCCACCGAGGAAGUGUUCAAAGAGCUGGUCUCGCAACGGUUGGCUCAGGGUUUUCAGCUUAUUGUACUGCCGGAUAAAUCAACAACGAACCCACAACAGGCCCCUUGUUGUGGGGGUCAGUUGCAAUCUUCCUUUCAAUCUAGCGUUCUAAGAAUUCCACCUCCACAGGAACCAUCUCAAGAAUAUCUACUGUCAAUUGGAAGAAUCUUCCACAAACUAUCCUUGAAUGGGUCAAUAAUUACCGUCACUAGAUAUCGGCCAAGACACCCAUAUCCACCGAUCAACGUUGAUUAUCGGUAUCGAUUCCAAGCACCUCAGCACGACACCUACGAGGUGUCUGGUGUGAACUUCGCCACUGAAAAGCUAGAAAACUUCAACUGGAAUUAUAUGGAUCAGUACAUUUGUACUCGCGGCGAUACGGAUUUCCCACUUCAUGAGAAUAUGAAAUAUUGGCGCUAUCGAAUGUAUCUUCUACCCCGGGAAGAUCCUGCCAUGAAGAACAUCCUCGACGGCACUGCGAAACGAUGCGAUAUUUACACAGAGGACAAACCAAUCCAAUCGGAUAAGCACGUGUGCAAUGAGUUCAUCCGAUUUGUGGAAUCCCAUCUGAACAAAAUCAAAAAGGCUCAAGCGAAAAAGCCAAGGGGAAGCCCACUUCAAUCCCACCUGACCAGAAGACGACACAGCACCAGCAUAAUCUCCCGGCCACCACCUAGCCAGGUUACCCAAACGCAGCCCUAUCGGGAACGAGUCGGAAGUAAUCGUCUGCCGGAGAAACCCCGUCUAAGCAUGCUGACCAGAUCCAGCUCGAAGGUACUGGAUAAGGCCAACAUCCAGGCAGCUGGGAUGAAUCAAAUAAGCUCCGUUGGUGGAAAAACCACGGUCGACGGAAUCCCUCUAUCGACACUGAACUCCGCAUCCGAGCAAGGCUUGCCCGAGGACAGCGAUGAUUUUUGCUCGGAAAGUAGCAAACUCAAGCAGACGGCAACGCUACAGGAAAUUUUCGAGGCUUUCAAGAAUCCCUACCAUGGAGUUGGCUUUCUCGGACCAGCUCAGAGUCUGCCGUCGUGUACGUUUGUAGCCUAUGAUGCCAUCAACUGGUUGCAGAAUAGAAUCGAGGGAUCGUGCAACCCGUUGGAGAUUUUGGAGGAUAUGAGGAAAGCUCGUAUGAUUUGUCAUGCUUCCGGAGAAUUCACCAAGGCAGUUGUUCCCGGUUUCUGUCUAUACUAUGUAAUGAUGCAGGAUAAAGAGUCGCUUGAGUACACUCCGCCACUCGGAGAUAUCGAGGCGUUCGAAAAUGAAUGGAUGGAGGUAGAGAUGCAGCAUCCCGAUCUGCAGAGGCCAAUUGAUCCAGUAGAUGUUGGGGUUCCUUUGUUCCUUCGGGAGACUAUUGAUUUCAACGAAGAAUUCGUCGAUGGUUCGCUCUACAAGCAGACCCAUUUGGACAUUGACAUCAACAAUAAAUCGGAUCGAAUAGAGUGGGGCCACGCCCGGUACCAUCAAAAGAUGAUUCCAGGGCACGCUUACGAAAUUGUGGUUCAGUGGAUAACUGCAUCGGGGCCCAUUGUGUGUGAUUUGAUAAAUGGGUGGUCGCGACGAGCUCAAGGAUGUGGCUUUCAACUGGUUUCCAUUCCAGCAGAUCCACUAGCGGAACCAUUCACCGAAAAAAGUGACCCUCUGCGAGGACCCAUUUUCGUUCCGCUCGAUAUCGAAUGUUUGAAACAGCAUAGAAGUUUCCUUUUCGAGGAAUUCAAAAAAGAAACCUGGUCGAAGCGGUUGCUUCUCUUCCAGGAAGCAAUCGUAGCUCGGUUUGGGUUUAUGAGAUGUGCCGUUGAAACAAAGACCGGUUCCAAUCAAGCCUCGCUAGAUUACCAAUAUGUCCAUUGCACCGGGAACAUGUUCAUUUUGGUUCCGAAUCCGAACCAUGGAUUGAAAUCACGUCAGAGGCUCGCCUCUGGGGGCAACAUCAUGAAGAAACCCACAAACUUUAUCAAUCGCUAUUCUGCCUCGUACGAAUCCCAGAUGCAGAGUAAUAUGUUUUCCGCUUCGCAUGAGGCCUACAUCACUCGUCAUGUGACCGCCGGGAAGAAUAAAGAUGAUUGCGAUAUUAUCCGUAGAACGGGCUUCCUCUGGUCCUGGAAUCAUAUGAUCCCGAACAAAAAGUGGAAAUCGCUGGUAAUUGCACAAACCGAAGAGCUGUUCCAGUUGCGGAUGCUGCGUGACUUUAAGGACUUUUGUUCGAACAAAGACCAGCGAUUGGUGAACUUCUGGGAAGAGUGCUGGGAAGCGAAGGAGAAAUCAUCGAUGGCGCGAACGUAGCAUAUGUUUUGAAGUUUUGAAGGACUUGUGAUAUACUGUAUAAAUGAACGGAAUGGUUUUUUUUUUCAUUUUGUUGAAUUUUACUCAUGCGAAUUGUAUCGUUAUCGUGAAAGUGGCCAGAUAGUUUAGUAAAUAAUAGAGUUAAUGUGCGUGCGUUCUUUUUGAAUGUAUACACUAUUGUUAGAAUGUGGAUUGUAUAUGAGCGUCAAAUAAACAUCGCUACAGGCGGUCCAGAUCUGAAUCUGUAAUGAAUUGCAUAAUGCAGUUGGUCUCAUUUAUUGAAAAACAUACAGUGGCAUAUUCUUGCAGUAAACUAUUGGGUGUACAAAUAAGUUGCAACAAAUGACAAAACAUGAGUAUUUUUGAUUCGAAUGGAAGUUUGUAUUCCGUUUGGGUUGGAGAAAAUCUGAGUUUUCCACAGCAUCUGAGAUUUUUUUGACUCAAGUGUAACUUUUGAAAAGGGCGCAUUGCAGUAAGAAAAAUCUUUGAUAAUUUAUAUCUCGAAAACCAUGAGUUAUAGAGUAUUGAUGUUAAAACGUGAAACACUUUGAAAAAAUAGUUCUCUUUUUUUAUUUACAAAAAAAACUUUAAUUUUCAAUAUCUAAAAUACAGGGAAACUUCGAUAUAACGUACAUUUCACUUUCAAAAUUGUACGUUGUAUCGAAUUGUACGUUAUAUCGAAGCAUGAAAAAUAAUUCAAAAAUAUGGCAUAGUUUACUUUAUUUUGUUGUUGUUUGAGUAUGGCUAGUAAAUAAUGGUGAUAAAAUCCAACUAGUAGGUGGAGCCAAUUUUUAUCGAAAUGUUUUCGAUCAUACAGUUGAUUGAAGGUAAAUAGAUAAUUAACUAGAAAAUAAAUUUAUC